UCCGAGACGGAGUCGAUUCGGGUGAGCUGCCAGGCCGCGGCCGCGCCACUCACUGCAGGCUUCUGAACGCUUCUCGGGUCGUUUAAAUGAGCUUAUUGUUUCUCUUCUGUUAACCAGUCUACAGUCACGUCCAUGAGUUCCGGCGGAGCCACCGUGUCCCUGGACCUCAGCGUCUCCGAGGACAUCCUGCCCAGCCUGCCUGAGGAGCCGACCUAUUCAUCCGAGUGGAUGGCGUACCUGGAGUACAUCGACGGCAUGGUGCUGGACAAGCUCACGCAGGCUGUCCAGAGCAGCGUCGGCGUCUUCUUCGAGGAGACGAACCCGGACAAGGCGCUGGACGAGAGCCGGCCGCUGUUCGAGGUGAACCUGGAGCUCAAGGACCCCGACAUUGUGUUCAACCCGUCGCUGGACGACGAGGCGCGGAAGGGCUUCUACCGCCUGGUGGAGGGCCUGCUCUACGACGUGGUGCACAUGAGCGAGCUGAUACCCCGGGUGGCCACGCACAACCCCCGGCCGCACUACCGG
Frankliniella occidentalis (western flower thrips) is the source of this 525-nucleotide messenger RNA. Its product is annotated as dynein beta chain, ciliary-like. NCBI's taxonomy places the organism in Eukaryota, Metazoa, Arthropoda, Insecta, Thysanoptera, Thripidae. The transcript has 3 exons. The record is from RefSeq and is a predicted model, not a curated record. The annotation marks the transcript as partial.